UACUACAACUCAAGCUCGAAAGAGCUGAAGCACUCAUUACUGGACUCUCUGGCGAGAAGGCUCGAUGGGAGAUAACAGUGGAACGUUUGGACAAGGAGUUCGACAAUUUACCUGGAGACUGUUUAAUUGCGACUGGCUUCGUGGCAUACCUUGGGCCCUUCGUCUCUGAGUACAGGGAGUCUCUCAUGGAAGACUGGUUUUUGGAGGUGUGUCAAGAGUCUCUGCCGGUGACCAUGGAUCUCAGUAUGAAGAAGUUCUUGCUGGACGACGCAAUUCUACGUGAUUGGAAUUAUAUGGGAUUGCCUGAUGACAACUUCAGUGCUGAGAAUGGAAUCAUAGUAGUGCGUGCGACGCGGUGGCCGUUAGCCGUGGACCCUCAGGGUCAGGCACUCAUCUGGAUCUCCAGGCUCGAAGAGAAGAAUGACAUUCAGGUCGUGGACUUCGGUCAACCAAAUUAUAUGAGGAUAAUGGAGACCUGUCUCUCGACUGGCAAACCGAUCUUAAUUCAGAACGUUGGUGAAGUCCUGGAUCCGUCCAUAGCUCCUAUUUUAGAAAAGGCUGUCGUCACCAUUGGCAACUCGAAGGUCAUCAAGUUUAACGACAAGAUGGUUUCCUACCACGAAGACUUCCAUCUUUAUUUGACCACUAAGCUUGGUAACCCGGUGUACACUCCGGAGACGCUGACGAAGACGACGAUGGUGAACUUCGCAGUGAAGGAGCAAGGUCUGACCUCGCAACUGCUGGGCAUCGUCGUGCGCAAGGAGAGGCCUCAACUCGAACAAAUGAAGGAUACACUAGUACUCUCCAUCGCACACAACAAGAAAGUGCUUGUAGACUUAGAGAACGACCUCCUCCGCAUAAUGUACGAGUCGCAGGUCCCUCUUCUGGAGAACGAGGAGCUGUUCAUAACACUGCAGACCUCACAGCGCACCUCUUUGGAGGUCAAGGAGGCUCUCAUCACCUCACAGGUCACUGAGAAAGAAAUCGACACAGCUAGAGCGGGUUACGUCCCAGUGGCUGUCCGUGCAUCAGUGCUAUUCUUCGCCCUGAACGACCUUUCGCGCAUCGACCCAAUGUACCAGUUCUCGCUGGACGCGUACAUCGACCUGUUCAUGUACUCCAUAGACCGCAGCCCCAAGGCAGGCGAGCUUGAAGACAGGAUCAAUAAUCUUAACGAAUUCCAUACUUAUGCUGUUUACAAGAACACGUGCCGAGCACUGUUCGAGCGACACAAGCUACUAUUAUCGUUCCACAUUGUGUCCCGGAUUCUUUUCCAAAGUGGCAAGAUGAGUCGCAACGAGUACAUGUUCCUCUUGAAGGGAGGAGUUGUACUCGACAGAUCGGAACAACCGGACAAUCCUACCAAUUGGAUGCCGGAGGAGUGCUGGGACAAUAUAACGGAGUUGGACAAGUUGCCCGGCUUCCACGGCCUCGUCGACGUGUUCGAGCCGCUCACCAAGGAAUGGAAGGAGUGGUACCUACAUCCAGAGCCUGAGACACAGCCUCUUAUUGGUGAUUGGAACGAAAUCUGCAGUGACUUCCAGAAGAUCCUAUUUAUAAGAUCGCUGCGCGUGGACCGCGUGUCUGCCUGCAUCACUACCUUCAUCGUCAACUUGCUCGGGCCGCGCUAUGUCGAGCCUCCUGUACUGGAUAUACGGGCGGCGUGGGAGGAGUCGUCGUGGAAGACGCCGCUACUGUUCGUGCUGUCGCCCGGCGUGGACCCCACGGCCGCGCUCAUACAGCUCUCGCAGGACGUCAAGAUGUUCGAGCGCUUCCAGUCGCUCAGUCUGGGACAGGGACAGGCCCCCACCGCCACCAAGAUGCUAUCCCACGGCAUGAAGGAAGGUGGCUGGGUGUUCCUGGCAAACUGUCACCUGGCAUGUGAAUGGUUGGGGUCCCUCCGAGGGCUGGACAACCCCAAGAUCCACCCCCGGUUCAGGCUGUGGCUAUCCUCCAUGCCAGACAACAAGUUCCCCCUCAACAUUCUGCAGCGAAGCAUCAAGAUGACCACGGAGCCACCACAGGGUUUGAAGGGCAACUUGGUCCGUUUGUUCGCGAAUAUAAACGAGGACAAGUUCGACGAGGCGACCCCGAUGUACCGCCGCCUGUUGUUCUGCGUGUCGUUCUUCCACUGCACCCUCAUCGCGCGCAAGCGGUUCCGCCAGCUCGGGUACAACGCUGUCUACAGCUUCAACGAUGCUGACUUCGAUGUUUCAGACAAUUUAUUAGCAAAUUACUUAGAAGAAUACGAAGAGGUUCCAUGGGACGCGCUCAGAUACCUGUUCGCCAUCAUCAACUAUGGAGGACACAUUACUGAUGAUUGGGACAAGCGAGUGCUGAUUGCUUACAUCAACCAGUUCUUCAACGAAGAGGCCCUCGAAACUCCUUUCUACAGCCAAUUACUACGGCGAAGCCCACCAUCGACGCCAUCGGAACCUCCUAGAGAUCCUAGCCCGCCUCCAGUCAGGGAAAAUGAAUUACCAAGUGAAGUAAUUUCUACGCCGGAGAUACAGAAGUGGAUGAGCUCAAUUGACUCAAUCUUGAAUGAAGUCUGCAUUAUUGUUUCGGAGGGGAAAAUGAACUCUGAACAGAAGCUUCGAGUUACCAAUCUUUGCCGAAAGGUUUCUAGCGAUCAAUCGUCUCAAAUGGCCAUUUUAUACCAAGCUCUGAAGCAGAAAACUAUCCAGGCCCAUAACUCAAAUCAGCAUUUACAAGAACAGCUGAAUAUCUCAAACUCUCUGCAGCAGCUCAAAGAUGCCGUCGAAAAUAAAAUUCAACCCAAGACUAAAUCAUAUGCCAAUAUGGUUAAAAAAGGAUCGGAUACUUUUGUUUGUCCAGAAAAUUUGAAUUCUGUUGUAAUUUAUCCCAAUGACAAGACCAAAACGAGUGACGAAACAAAGUCUCUGGUCCAAAAGAUUAUCUCGCCGGAAGAACUUAAGCUGCACGUUCGUGGAUUGAAGAAGGUUAGAAAUGGGGGUGUCAUAAUUAAUACUGAAACUAAAGGGGACAUUGAAAAACUUAAGAACUCAGAAAAAUUAGUUUCAUCUGGUCUUAAAAUUGAAGAACCAUCAAAACGUCGACCCAGGAUUGCUGUUAUUGGUGUACCAGUAGCCCUUACAGAAAAAGAGGUAUUCGAUUGCAUAUUCGAGCAAAACAUUACCGACAAGUUGCCGAAUAUAACACGUGAGUCAUUCCUGGAAACAAUCAAAUUGAGCCACAAAUCGGGUAAGAUGAAUCUUUCUAACUCUAACUAUGUUUUGGAAGUUCAUGCCAGCAUUAGGAGAGCAUUAAUUAAUCAAGGCCGAAUCUUCAUCAAUUGGACGUCUUGUCCGGUCCGAGAUUUUACCAUUGUGACAAGGUGCUUUAAUUGCCAACAGUUUGGUCAUGCGGCCAAGUUUUGCCGAGAAGCUAUUGCUACAUGCAAUCACUGUGGAGAAACUGGCCACUCCUUCAAGGACUGUAGUAACAAAUCUUCUCCCUCACAAUGUGCGACGUGCAAACGUUUUAAGCGUAAAUGUGACCAUCCAACAGGGGAUAUGAGUUGCCCAGCUCGCAAAUACGCAGAAGACUACUACAUUAAUUCCAUAGACUAUGAAGGGGCCUAA
This is a messenger RNA of Spodoptera exigua (beet armyworm), 3605 nucleotides long. Lineage: Eukaryota; Metazoa; Arthropoda; Insecta; Lepidoptera; Noctuidae. The record is from the annotation of a GenBank genome assembly.